CUCUUGUUACUCAUUGACAUCCUUCUGAAUACCAAUUCUCGUUUAUAAUAAGCAAGAGCAAAGGGGGCCCCUUGUUAGACCAAGAGCGCCCUCGAAUCCGAUCUCGUGAGAGAAAGAGAAAGAGAGGGAGGUUACGAAACCCGACUGACAAACAGAAAAACCGUCCCAGAAUGGCCGCAAAUAGGAAGAACAUUCUUAUCAUGCUGUUUGUGUUGUUGCUCGGAUCUGCGGUGAUCCAGAUGUGCGAGGGCAUAGGUCCGGUUCCCCAUCGGAAGUACCACGUGAGGGUGGAGAACGGACUGAAGGGCCGGCCCCUGUACGCACAUUGCAAGUCCAGGGAGGACGACCUUGGGGAACACAAACUGCAACCGGGGGAGCAGUUCUCGUGGGGCUUCUACAUCAACAUGUUCGGGACAACUCUCUUCUUCUGUCGCAUGUGGUACGACUUAGGGCACAAGUCUUUCGAAGUUUUCAACUGUUUACAAGAUGAGUUCAUCUACCAAUUCUGCGGGUACAAUACGUGCCAUUGGAAGCCGAUGGAUGACGGGAUUUACGUCUUCCAUGCGCAGACAGGGGGAUGGGACCUCAAGUAUAAGUGGGACAAGUGAUGAGGGCUGAUGAGCAAUCGAUCAAAUAAGAUAUAUCUGUUUUGAAGAUAUAUAUGCAAUGUUCUAUAUAUAUAUCAGGUAACAUGUAUGUGGAUUUCACCUGAUCAAAACAAAGUCUGGCUUAUGGGCAUUAGCCCCAUUUAUCUACCCAAGAAAAAGGGAAUUGAUAUGUGCAUCUAUC
This is a messenger RNA of Punica granatum (pomegranate), 789 nucleotides long. The record is from RefSeq and is a predicted model, not a curated record. NCBI's taxonomy places the organism in Eukaryota, Viridiplantae, Streptophyta, Magnoliopsida, Myrtales, Lythraceae.